GCCACCAGGGCGCCGCUCACUUCCGCGGGAGCGAUUGGCCAGGCCUGAAUCCAGCAUGGCGGCCAACGCGAGCACCAACCCGUCUCAGCUCCUGCCGCUCGAGCUUGUGGACAAAUGCAUAGGCUCGCGCAUUCAUAUUGUCAUGAAGAGCGAUAAAGAAAUCGUUGGAACGCUUCUAGGGUUUGAUGACUUUGUCAAUAUGGUGUUAGAAGAUGUUACAGAAUUUGAAAUUACACCCGAGGGUAGAAGGAUCACAAAACUAGACCAGAUCUUGCUAAAUGGAAAUAAUAUAACAAUGCUGGUUCCUGGAGGAGAAGGACCUGAAGUAUAAAUUGAUCCAUGUCAUCUAUGAAGACAAGUUAUAUAUGUAUUCUAAAGAGAGCUUUUUGGGGUAUGGGGGUGUGGGGGGAACGUUGUGUUUUGUUUUUACACACUUUUGAAGUUAAUAUUUGAUAAAAGACAAAUUUCCUCUUCAGGAAAGAUGCAUUGCUAAUGCUGACUUUGUAAGUUGAAAUCAUGACUUUCUUGUAAAGGCACACUAAUCUGUUCUGAAUAAAAGGCUUUGUUUUUGUUAAUUACUGUGCUUGGUUAUCUCAAUGCACAAGUUUGAGAUGCUUUUGCAACUGUUCCAUGCCAUGGAAAAUAAUAGCUUGUGUUCCAGUUGCUGUCAAUCAGUCUAUAGUUUUUUAUAUUUGUUGCGUUUUUUUAUUUCUCAAGUCUUUGUAAAAGCUCCUGAGCCAAGACAUUGUACUGCUUGGGAGUACAGGCAGACGUUAGGCUGGACAGUUUGUUUAAACAGUACUUGAAACCGAAUCACCUGCAACCAAGGUGAAUGCUAUGAAGUGUAGGUGAAGCCUGAGAAGUUUGCUCAGUGGAUGUAUCUUUUUGAAAUUCGGGAUCCUCUGGUUCUUCAGUAGCCAGGUUUGGAAGGGACCCCUAGAUCAUUUGGGUUCAGCUCUCUUGAACUUCUUUUGCUUAGUUGAUCUCUUUCUUACAGUAACAAUGGAAUAAUCAUCAUUAAUAAGAAAAGACCAGGCCUAGUUCAUGUUCAGGAAGAAGAAAGGUUAGUUUUACAACUUCACACUCAUGCUACUGGAGGCUGCAUUUUCACCACUAAGUGGAGCUGUACAUACUUAAGUUAGAAGCUGCCUGGCCUUGCUGCUGUGGUUUAGAGUUGUCAUCUCUGAGCAAAUCUAUUCUUUGGGGUAUUCUGUGAUCCAAACGCAAACAUGACAAAUAUUGGAGGUAACGUCUACUUAGGGAGAGAUUCCAUAAGGUAAGGAACUGGUGUCUUUAUCACCAGUUUUUAUCACCGUUUUAUUGUGAUGGACAAAAAACUAACAUGAUUAUAAAUUAUGCUCCCUGCAGCUUAUGAUUCCGUAAUGUCCUGCUCUACUAAUUUCUGUGUUUAAAUGUCUCAGGACUAUCCCAACUGCCUGCUGGAACUGCAGAGACAAGCGGAGCAGUGUGUGGACUCCUAGGGAUAGUAAAUGCCUUCUCCCCAUCACUAGAAGAGGAAAGAACUUUUGAAGAAGAUGGCUCAGGAGCAAGACAGUGCAGGGAGGUUGCAUUAGAUCCUUUUGCUCCCCUUUAUCCAUCUCAGGAAAAG
Nothoprocta perdicaria is the source of this 1609-nucleotide messenger RNA. RefSeq names its product LSM5 homolog, U6 small nuclear RNA and mRNA degradation associated (gene LSM5). Gene Ontology annotation, molecular function: RNA binding. Lineage: Eukaryota; Metazoa; Chordata; Aves; Tinamiformes; Tinamidae. Gene Ontology annotation, cellular component: U4/U6 x U5 tri-snRNP complex; U6 snRNP; Lsm1-7-Pat1 complex. The record is from RefSeq and is a predicted model, not a curated record. Gene Ontology annotation, biological process: mRNA splicing, via spliceosome. Bases 56 to 331 code for a protein of 91 amino acids. The transcript is spliced from 5 exons.